UACCCUCUUCUUCAUCCGUCUCAUGUGAUAUUAGCUCCCCCUUUUUCUUUCUCUCUCCGUUUCUCACUUUCUCUAGAUCCAAACACCCUGUACAGUCUGUAUUAUAACCUCCAUCUCGCCUCUCAGUCUAUGUGUGCUUUUCGACGUAUGAGGAGAAAGCUAAGCUUGAGAAAGUUUUAAUCUCUCUAGCACUGAAACAAGAUUUUCUUUUUGGCUGCAGUAAGGAAUGCCACGUGUGCCAUUUGAACCGGCGUGAUUAUUGCUCUUUUAGUUCUGAUCAGCUCUGUGGUUCUAUUGGUGUUCAUAAAAUGGGCAAAUGCAAGGGUUGUGGGAAACUAGGAAGAAUGGUGCCAAGGGAUGAGUCUGUGAACGCUUACCAUUUUUCUCUUUUGUUGUCUCCUGUUGUUUCUGUUUGGGAUUGUGUUGUCCGGAAGAUGAGGUAUUCCUACAGACCUGAGUGGGUGUAGUUGUGAGAUUUCUGAUAUUUUAUAAGUUUACUAUACUGAAACUAGGUAUUAAUUAUUUAGUAUUGAACAAAGGAAAAAGAAGAUAGAGAAGGAAACAAAAUUAUAGUGAAAUGUACACGUUUUAGAGGAUUUCUCUUUAAGGUAAAAUAGUAGAGCAAACAGGAUAAUAUUUAUAGGUUGAUAGUUUUCAUGGAUAGCAUAGCGUGUAAUAAAGUGCAACCUGUUAUGAGAAAAGUGAAGAAGAAGCAGGUCAAAGGUGAGCUGGAUCGUCUCAAACAGGCAGAGAAGAAGAAGAGGCGCUUGGAGAAAGCUCUUGCUACUUCUGCAGCCAUCAUAUCUGAAUUAGAGAAGAAGAAACAGGAAAAAAAGGAAGAACAGCAGAGGCUUGAUGAAGAGGGUGCUGCAAUUGCAGAGGCUGUUGCUCUGCAUGUGUUACUUGGUGAGGACUCUGAUGAUCCACGUAAAAUUGUGCUAAACAAAGAAGAUGGUUUCGGCCCUUGGGAUUGUGCUAGCAGGAUCAAUCUCUUUAUGGAUGAACAAAGGGCAUGCCUUCCGCAUCAGGACCAGUUAAGGCAUUCAUAUGAAAGAAUUGGCUGGAUCUCCAAUGCAUGUGGAACUGGGUGCGAGUGGAGUGAUGUGGAAAACAACUGGUCAGUCUCAUAUGGGUCUUUAGGAAGUGAUUUGCAUGCGCCAUACUUCGAGGAUGGAGGUUGGAGGACCACAGAAUUUUCUGCUGGUCUUAUUGCAGCACAGGCUGUUUCAUCACUCCAGAUUGAUGAGGAUGAUCACGUCGACACAAUCGUCUUGAAUGGAAUGCUAGGAUGAUAGAUAGAAAGCACUCUGCUGCCUCUCAAAUUGAGUCGUGAUCUUUAGUUCAAAGUAAUGAUUUUGUAUAUAUUCCUUGAGGCUUUAUCUUUGUCUAUCAGAUCUGAAUGUGGCUGCUUCUAUGUUGAACAGAUGUUGCGCAUAGCGUGCACUGUGUUGUCACUCAUUACUUCUAAAAGUGUGCACUGUGUUGUCACUCAUUACUUCUAAAAGUGUGCACUGUGUUGUCACUCAUUACUUCUAAA
Messenger RNA from Jatropha curcas, 1537 nucleotides. Lineage: Eukaryota; Viridiplantae; Streptophyta; Magnoliopsida; Malpighiales; Euphorbiaceae. The record is from RefSeq and is a predicted model, not a curated record.